This is a messenger RNA of Oryzias melastigma (Indian medaka), 1941 nucleotides long. It is a transcript of the gene ttc8, whose product is annotated as tetratricopeptide repeat domain 8. Gene Ontology annotation, molecular function: protein binding. Gene Ontology annotation, biological process: non-motile cilium assembly. The coding region runs from base 119 to 1636 and encodes 505 amino acids. The transcript is spliced from 14 exons. Gene Ontology annotation, cellular component: BBSome; non-motile cilium; ciliary basal body. NCBI's taxonomy places the organism in Eukaryota, Metazoa, Chordata, Actinopteri, Beloniformes, Adrianichthyidae. The record is from RefSeq and is a predicted model, not a curated record.
AGAACCGCCCACUUCCGCUGUUGCCGAGCAACAAAGGAAGCUUUGGCUUCGCCGUCAUCUUAUCUCCGUAAGCGGUUUUUCUCACUGAUUUAAACGAGUUUUUCCACCUGUUGCAGGAAUGGAGGUGACGAUGGACCCUUUGUUUUUGGCAUGGAGCUACUUUAGGAGACGAAAACUUCAGCAAUGUUCGGAAAUUUGCACAAAAAUAUUACACGACAAUCCCUACGACCAGGCUGCCUGGAGCCUGAAAACACGUUCCCUGACAGAAAUGGUGUACAUUGAUGAAGUUGAGGUUGAUCAGGAAGGGAUUGCUGAGAUGAUGCUCGACGAGAACUCCAUUGCACAAGUUGCAAGGCCUGGAACAUCAUUGAGACUCCCUGGAACAAGUCAGGGUGGAGGUCCAACUCCGGCUGUGAGACCCAUUACACAGUCUGGACGCCCUAUUACUGGAUUUGUGAGGCCCAGCACACAAUCAGGACGUCCUGGAACGAUGGAGCAGGCGAUCAAAACCCCACGCACUGCAAGCACUGCCCGUCCUGUCACCAGUUCAUCUGGUAGAUUUGUACGUUUGGGAACAGCUUCAAUGUUAACCAAUCCAGAGGGACCUUUUAUAAACCUGUCCAGACUAAAUCUGGCCAAAUAUUCACAAAAGCCCAAUUUAUCAAGAACACUGUUUGAAUACAUAUUUCAUCAUGAAAACGAUGUAAAAAAUGCUUUGGAUUUGGCUGCUCAAGCGACAGAGCAUGCUCAGUUUAAAGACUGGUGGUGGAAAGUUCAGCUGGGGAAAUGUUAUUACAGACUCGGUUUAUACAGAGAAGCAGAAAAACAGUUUCGAUCUGCUCUAAACCAACAGGAGAUAGUGGACACAUAUCUUUACCUUGCAAAGGUUUACCAGCGCAUGGAUCAACCAGUAACGGCACUAAACCUCUUCAAGCAAGGCCUGGACCACUUCCCCGGAGAAGUCACCCUUUUAACCGGAAUAGCUCGUAUCCAUGAGGAGUUGAACAACAUCUCCUCAGCGACAGAAUACUACAAGGACGUCCUGAAACAGGAUAACACCCACGUAGAGGCUAUAGCUUGUAUCGGCAGCAAUCACUUCUACACCGAUCAGCCAGAGAUCGCCCUGCGGUUCUACAGACGGCUGCUCCAGAUGGGAGUGUAUAAUUGCCAGCUGUACAACAACCUGGGCCUGUGCUGUUUCUACGCCCAGCAGUACGAUAUGGCUCUGUCAUCAUUCGAGAGAGCUCUGGCACUGGUUUCUAGUGACGAAGAGCUAGCAGAGGUCUGGUACAACAUAGGUCAUGUGGCUGUGGGUAUAGGGGACUUGACACUGGCAUAUCAGUGUUUCAAACUAGCACUGGCAUUUAAUAACGACCACGCAGAGGCCUACAACAACCUGGCUGUGCUGGAACUGCGCAAAGGUCAUAUUGAACAGGCUAAAGCUUUCCUGCAAACCGCUGCAUCACUUGCCCCUCACAUGUAUGAACCACACUUCAAUUUUUCCAUUCUCUCUGAAAAGAUCGGAGACCUUCAGAGCAGCUACACGGCAGCGCAGAAGUCUGAAGAUGCGUUCCCCGAGCACGUCGACACACAGAAGCUUCUCAAGCAGCUCCGGCAGCACUUUGCUGUGCUGUGAGCGUUUGACUCUUUUCAGGAAAUUUAAACUCAAAGCUUCAAAAGAUGAAAAAGCUGUGCUGGUGCAUAGACUAGUAUACAAGAAGUUUUUAUUUGUUUAUUAAUAUAUUAAAUUAUACAAAGAGUUUAUUAGUUUGCUGUUGUCACAUGUAAAAGUUAAAUCCAGUUGGAUGGACGGGUUAAAUAUUUUAUGUAAAAAUAAUGUAGCACCUGCAUAUUCUGCAAUCUAGUGUCUAGAGUUGUAUAGCUGGAAUACACAUGUACAUAGUGUUAACAUAAAUGCUAUAAUAAAACAAUCAAAAUAGA